AUUCGCUCAUAACGGCUAUUUAAAAUCAACAAAUAUGCAGUUCUCUAGCAAGAUGCACGUACGCCGAUUUGGGACCGCUUUGAAAUUGAAUUUUACCUCUUUUCCUGGAGCGGGAAUUUGGUUGCUAAAAUUGCGUUGAUAAAAGCCAGCGCGAGGGCGCAAUAUCACUUUAGUAUACAGUGACAGAGAAUUAACGUACGGAAAAUGCGGGCAUGCAGCAGAUUGAUUUCUGUAGUCUUCCAGAGCCUUGUCUUCGUGGUCCUCGCUGUCUGUGGUAUAGACCAAUGUCCGAGCUCAGUUCAUACAGUGGAAGGAAGAUGUAAAAUCGACUGUUUGAUAAAUUCACAUUGCCAAAAAUGGCAAUAUUGCUGCAAAGCAGGGUGCUGGCAAACAUGCGUGAAUUACACGACGUGUCAGCUACAGCAAAUCGAGGCAGCCCUAAAGAGAAGCUCAUUUACGCCAGUCUGCAAACCAGACGGAAGCUUCAAAGAAAUCCAGUGCGUUACGACACCCACGUUGAAAUGCUGGGAAGUGAACACGGAAGGAAAAAAGAUUCGGGAUAUCGACGUCACGAUUCAUUUGACAGCUCAUCGUCGUCAGCCACAAGAAUCAAAAGAAAAGAGAAUUGGAGUGUAUCCUGCACUGGAAGAGGACGAAAUAGACGAAAUCCCCUUUCAUAGAGGAAAAUCCAAGUGCCAGCGAAUGCGUGAACGUAGACUUAAAAGGAAAAAGACCCGUGAAGGAGUAUACGUUCCCAAGUGCAAAGACAACGGUCACUUUAAAAGCACUCAGUGCCACAAGAGACCGGGAAAGACUGGGUUCUGCUGGUGUGUGGAUAGGGAAGGAAAACAGAUCCCAGGAACACGAACCAAGGGAGGGAGACCAAACUGCAGAUCUGCGGCAGUUUCAGGUGAUUGCGGAAGGCGCACCCUGUUAUAUGAAAACCUAAGGCGCUUGCGAAGGAUUGUGGGGGGCCGCGAGAGUGUUCCUAAUUCCUGGCCUUGGAUGGUUGCUCUAUUCUUCAACGGCACAAAGCUCGCCUGUGGAGGAACCAUCAUUAAACCGUCCUGGAUCGUUACCACGGCACACUGCUUCAGCGAACGUACGUCAAAGAACCCGUCCGACUGGAAGGUUCGAAUUGGAGAGCAUUCAUUAUUGAGAGAUGAAGGGAGAGAAAUUAUGCAAGGAGUGCGGCAGAUAUUGAUUCAUCCUGGCUACAAGCCAAGUAACUCCUCUCAUCCCGGGAACAAUGACAUAGCUCUAGUGCGCCUGUCCAGCUCAGUGAAGUAUGGACGCCACGUCAAUCAGAUCUGUCUGCCAGACAGCUUCAUCUUCUUCAAACCUGGUAAACGCUGUAUCGUCACCGGCUGGGGGCACACGUCAUGGAACGGAAGCACCUCUCCUGUGUUGAGAGAGGCCUGGGUCGAUCUGGCGGGAAAAGAAGCCUGCAAUUCUGAGAACUCAUACAACGGGACGAUAGGAAAUAACUUCCUGUGUGCUGGAUUUGAAGAAGGCGGCAUCGAUGCAUGCUCUUACGAUAGCGGGGGGCCACUGGCCUGUCCAGUGCUGGAUGGGGACGGCAGGUGGAUGCUUGCAGGCAUCGUGAGCUGGGGCGAAGGAUGUGCCUUGCCACAUAAGUAUGGAGUUUACACCAAUGUCAACGAGUUCACUCAGUGGAUGAAGGGAGCCAUGAAAAUGGACAGAUGAAUUAGUAUUGGCGUUUUGUUCCUGCAUAGUGUGGGUCCAGUUAUCGCUAUUUUGGACAAGUUAAUUGAACGUGACACGUUGGAUUUGGAAUACAAAUAUUCGUUCCCUCAUAUAAAAAACAAACUCCAAUUCUCUGAUCAGUCAGAACAACACAGGUCGUUAUCUCCUACAAAUUUACUUCAAAUUUAUUUUCAGUCGGUUAGGCAUUUGCACUUGCCUUCGGACCAUGGGAUAUAUUUUGAUAUUCAUUCUUUUAAGACCAGUUCAUGUUCAACAGCUAAAUUUGCUCUAAAAUAGCCUAUACUGGCCUUCUUGGGGAGCUGGAGUUAAAAAAGAAGAAAGGAAAAGUUGUGUUUGUUUAAUAGAGACAUGCAGUCAAGAUCAUAACGCUUAGAGUCAUGACAGUUGCAUGUAAAGAACAUGAAAUAUGUAAAUAACGAAGUCAGAGACACUAACUAUCAUGCAGAAAGCGUGAUAAUGAAACAAAAUUGUAGGCUCUCUAGGGCUAAACCAGCUUAGCAUAAAGACUAGGGUUUAUAAGUCAAAUUUGAUAUCAAAUAUCGAGAUAAGUAGAUUUAAAAAUCACAUAGAUUGCUUUUUGCUUAAUGUAAUAGGUUGUGGCCACGUUUUUUGGCAUUUAUGGCUUCAUAAGCCAUUCAUUAUUACUUAUUUCAAAUCAGCACAGGGUACAUACACAUGCAUAUUGCGUGGUAUCCCUGUGAAAUCAAAACUUUACCCAGUGAGGACAUCAUGUGCAAUGGUACGGUCACAGGCGAAGGUGUAAAGCAAGGUCUAACUAGGAAGAGAAAGCAAACCUCCUUGAAAAGAAUGAACAGUCAGUUUUAGGGCAGGAUAAACUGGGAUACUCAGUGUAAAAUACAUGUAAUCAGCUCAGCCAACCAUUUUACGUUUAAGUAUCAGUAGAUUUCACCAGCAAAUGCUUUCUAGGCUGUACUGACGUUGCUCAGUAUGGAGAACAUAACAAGGUCAUCUGUAUUUUGUAUUUUUGAACGUUUCCUUGUUCUUAAUUUUUAACAUGGACAAGGAUUUGUAGCGCCAUCAGUUACUGUGCUUUCGUAUUUUUGUAGUGUAUAUCUUUUGUAAUUAGGCGUGCAGCCAAUUGCCUCCCAUCCAAUGGUAUGGUGGGGCUUGAGGAUGCAAAAAUGUGUCUAAUUUGUAUUGAAAUUGCAACUAGGAUGGAACUAGGUUAAAAGUCUGUUUCAUAGAGCUUUGGAAAGUCAGUUCAGAACUUAUUUUAAUUGACUUCCAAAAUUGUUGUAAAAUUUAAUUGAGAUGUCUUAACAUUUUCUAGGCCAAGCAAUGUUAACUAGGUUAAAAACCUCUGGGACGAGCAUUUGUCAACACGGUGUAUAAGAUCUUGAACAAGAACAUCGCUCAUGAGGCUACUCAGAGUCAUUAGAGUAACUACACUCGUCUUCCCUCUUCUGAUACCAGUUUCCUUGUUUUCGCUCUGGGUUCGUUUUCAGGCACUACAUGUUUACAUUUGUUAUUCCGGAAACUCUAUAAGCAGCCUAGAUGACCAAGUUACUGUUAAUGUUUUUGUUGUGAACCCUUUACACGAUGAAAGAUGUACAAUAUAUAAUAUUUAAGUUGACGCUUUUUCAAAGCUAGGAAAAGGAGUAAUUCCGAACGACAGAAAAUUGCUCAUGAUCUCAGUACUGAUAGUUUAAAUGCGAACUUUUUUUAUGGUUAACGUUGUGUUGCUACUUUUUAGAAUCAACAGAACCAGCACCGCCAAAAAGCCGAGAUCACUUUAAAGGAGCAAAUAAAUGUUGGAAAGCUUUGAGCUUUUUAGACCAAA
Molecule: messenger RNA, 3529 nt
Organism: Orbicella faveolata
Lineage: Eukaryota; Metazoa; Cnidaria; Anthozoa; Scleractinia; Merulinidae
Product: serine protease hepsin-like
Biological process (GO): proteolysis
Cellular component (GO): extracellular region
Molecular function (GO): serine-type endopeptidase activity; peptidase inhibitor activity
Source: RefSeq, a predicted model, not a curated record